This is a messenger RNA of Perognathus longimembris pacificus (Pacific pocket mouse), 2416 nucleotides long. It is a transcript of the gene Znhit6, whose product is annotated as zinc finger HIT-type containing 6. The coding region runs from base 141 to 1586 and encodes 481 amino acids. The transcript is spliced from 10 exons. Gene Ontology annotation, biological process: box C/D snoRNP assembly; maturation of LSU-rRNA from tricistronic rRNA transcript (SSU-rRNA, 5.8S rRNA, LSU-rRNA); snoRNA localization. The record is from RefSeq and is a predicted model, not a curated record. Lineage: Eukaryota; Metazoa; Chordata; Mammalia; Rodentia; Heteromyidae. Gene Ontology annotation, cellular component: nucleus; pre-snoRNP complex.
UCCCGGUGAAGGGCGCCGCUGGGAUUUCUGCGGUACACACGUGGGGCCGUCGGCGGACCCGGCUGGUGGUUCUGUCUCUCCGUAGUGCGGUAUCCUCAUUGAAUGACCGAGUGGCAGCGUAGAUUUGGGGUCGAUAGCCAAUGGAGCUUGGUAGGGGGAAGGAAGGGACCUCUGGAGGAAGUCUCUGGAGUGCGGCCGAGGGGGCGCGGCUCUGCUGCCUGUCUGACAGGGAGGGAGCCUGGGCUGUAGCUGGGAGGCCGGAGGCCGGCGGGGGAGAGGAGGAGAAGGUGCCGGCGGCAGUGAAGAAAACCGAGGAUGCGGAGGAAUUAAGGAUGGAUUUAGCGGUUGUGAAGCAAGAAGUUAUAGACUGGUCGGAUCUAAAGGGCGACAUGGUGGACAGCCAAUGGGUAAAGCAGGAAGUGGAGGAUGGGCCUGAGGUGAAGGAUGAGAAACCAGAGGUACUGGAGGUGAAGCAGGAGGUGGAUAGUAGUUUUGUGGUAAAAGAAGAGAGGAUGGAAGAAACAGAGGUAAAGGAAGAGAAAGUGAAGGUGAAGGAAGAGGUCAUGGACUGGCCAGACGUGAAAGAGGAGAACUUAGAGGUGAAACAGGAGGAAAAGUUUGCUGCUCCGAACAUAAAAGAGGAGCAGAUGAUGGACGGGUUGCAUAUAAAAGAAGAGAAGGACUUCCUGAAAAGAGAAGGGAUGGAUGAUCCGAAAGUAAAAGUAGAGCCUCCACUGGAUCUGCCAGUUGGCUGCAAGCGGAAACUGGCCCUGGCAAGGUGUGAAACUUGUGGUACGGAAGAAGCAAAGUACAGAUGUCCACGUUGUAUGCGAUAUUCCUGCAGUUUGCCUUGUGUAAAGAAACACAAAACAGAACUGACAUGUAAUGGAGUUCGGGAUAAAACUGGUUACGUUUCAAUACAGCAAUUUACUGAAAUGAAUCUCUUAAGUGAUUAUCGAUUUUUGGAAGAUGUAGCAAGAACAGCAGACCAUAUUUCUAGAGAUAUUUUCUUGAAACGACCAACAAGCAAUAAGCAUAUGUUUUUUAUGAAAAAUCGUGCCCGAAGGCAAGGUAUUACCUUAAAACUUCUUCCCAAUGGAUUCACCAAAAGGAAAGAGAAUUCAACAUACUUUGAUACAAGAAAACAGCAGUUUUAUUGGCAUGUGAAACUCCAGUUUCCUCAAAGUCAAGCUGAAUACACAGAAAAAAGGGUUCCAGAUGAUAAAACUAUUAAUGAAAUUCUAAAAUCUUACAUUGAUCCUGAAAAGUCAGAUCCUGUAAUUCGUCAAAGGUUAAAAGCCUAUAUUCGCUCUCAGGUGGGAGUUCAAAUUUUAAUGAAGGCUGAACAUAUGCAGCAAAAUUUACUAAGCUAUUAUGAACUGGAUCCUCAUAAAAGUCUCCUAGACAACUUGAGAAACAAAGUGAUUAUUGAAUACCCAACAUUACACAUAGUACUGAAAGGAUUUAGUGCUGACAUGAAAAUUCUUCCCCAAGUGAAAAAUGGAUCUACCAAGAACCUGGCAAUGGAAAUUGAGGCUUCUGCGAGACAGCGAUGGUCCAGACAGUUGCAGAGAAUUAUGCAUUGACAGCACUGAUGGGUUGUUGGAUGAUUGGGGUGUUGUUGGCAGCUGGAGUUUAUUUCUUUGAAAAUUAUUUAAACUGGAAACUUUGUUUGGGGUCAAAAAAUGAAUUUUGUAGCCUCUUGGUUAAUUGACUUGCAAGGCCCCUUUUCUCGUUUUAGCAACUCCUUUUUGCACCUGAUCAGUAUAGCUCAUACUAAGCUUCAGCUUCUAGUGUGCUUAAUUCUGUAAGCUAUAACUUUGUUAGUGUGAUAGAACCCAAGCAUCACCUGUGUCAGCCACCACCCUGGAGCUCGUAAGUGAAACAUCACUAGAAUGUGUUGCAGCAUACCAUCUAGCCGAGGAGAACUUAUCCUCAGCCUCCCUCACUUGUCCACUCUUGUCUUUGGGAUUUGUAUAUAAUUUACUCCUCUUAAAGGCAAUUUUUAUACUUAGAAAACUCACAAGAAGAUGUUUUGUGAAAAGACUAAGUACUUUCAAUUACUGUGUCUUACAUUCAGUUCUGCAAAUCAACAGCUCCACAUUGAUCAGUACUGACCAAAUUAAGUAUCUUCUGUAAUAUGUGCCUCCUUCUUAGCCCACUCUCAUUACCCCACAGAGAUGUUGUGAUGACCAGUUUGAUGCCGUAUUUUGAUACAUCCAAAAAUAACUGAAGGGGGAAAAAUCUUGGAACAAUUUGUUAUUCAAAUGUAUAUGUAUGUAUUUGUAUAUGUACAUGGUUUAAUUUAUACCUUAUGGCAGCUCACAUGUUGACAUUAAAGUUUGCUAAUUUUAUUAGCAUUUUUGCAGUUAUGGAACUGCAACAUAACUAAAAGUAAAGGAUUAUUACAUCUGUA